AUGGAUCAUAGAAGAAAUGAGCAAGAGUUUGAUGAAUUAGAGAAGCUUCUUGGAGAGAUUCCCAAAGUUACUUCAGGAAAUGAUUAUAGCCCUUUUCCUAUUUGUUUGAGCUCAAGCAGAUCAUCAACAUCCAUCAAGAAAGUGGCUACAUUUGAAGAACAACAUCUACAUCUUCCCGGUGACCACGCAUUUACCUCUGAAGGAAACUUUAACUUUGGAAGCCCAAAUCAAUCUCCAGAGAAUCCUCAACUUAUGUGCAUCCCUUCCUACCACUCUCCAAACACUUCACCUUGUGUAUAUGACAAGUUCGACUCAAGAAAACUCGAUUCACUAAUUUAUAGAAAGCUGCAACAUGUUGGUUACUUUCCUAAUGCUCAGCCGCAGCAUUACAUGCCAUCCUCUCUGCCUCACCGUCAAGCUUUUGAUCAAUCUCAUAUCAACUGGAGGAAUAUCGAAGAAGAGCUGAAGCUGCAAGAAGAACAGUACAUGCCUGUGAACCCACCUUUCCUCUAUUUCUAUAACAAUGAGUGCCAUUUAAUGGAUACUGCUCCAAGACGGGAACAUUUUGGUUAUCAUCGAGCUGAACAGUCUAGAAACUUGUUUUGUAAUAGAGAAGACAGUGAUGAAAGCAGCAUGAGGAGUUUGGAUGGUGUAAGAAAGAAAAUGUACUAUCCGGAGAAGAUUUUAGUGAGAUCACAUCUGGGUUUAAACACUGCUAAAGUCAUAAAGUAUGGUGGUGGAGUCAGUGAAGAUCUCUCAAUGAGCCUCAACAAUCUAAAGUUACAGUCUCCAAAGUAUAACUCUCUUGCGGAGGCAAGAGGGAAGAUAUACUACAUGGCCAAGGAUCAGCAUGGAUGCCGCUUCCUGCAGAGGAAAUUUGCUGAGAAAGAUGGGAAUGAUAUCAAUAUGAUCUUUGAUGAGAUCAUUGACUAUAUCAGUGAGCUUAUGAUAGACCCUUUUGGGAAUUAUCUAGUUCAGAAACUGCUAGAAGUAUGCAGUGAAGAUCAGAGAAUACAGAUUGUUCAAUCCAUUACUAGACCUCCAGGAAUGCUUAUCAAAAUCUCUUGUGACAUGCACGGGACUAGAGCUGUUCAAAAGAUUGUUGAAACGGUUAAGAGACAAGGGGAGAUUUCAAGCAUAAUCUCUGCUCUGAAUCAUGGCAUUGUGACAUUAAUAAAGAAUGUAAACGGUAAUCACGUUGUUCAACGGUGCUUGCAGUAUUUGUUACCUCACUGCAAGAAGUUUCUUUUUGAAGCUGUGAUUACUCACUGUGUUGAGCUUGCAACUGAUAGACAUGGCUGUUGUGUACUUCAAAAAUGUCUUGGCUAUUUCGAAAGAACACAAAAAGAUCACUUAGUCUCUGAGAUUGCCUCUAAUGCUCUACUCCUCUCUCAAGACCCUUUUGGGAACUAUGUUCUCCAAUAUGUAUUUGAGCUUCAGCUUCAAUGGGCAAUCAAUGAGAUCCUCAAGCAAUUAGAAGGGAGCUACACCAAGUUAUCAAUGCAGAAAUGUAGCAGCAAUGUGGUUGAGAAUUGUCUGAAACUAGCUGAUGACAAACAUCAAGCGAGCAUCAUCAGAGAACUCAUAACAUAUGGUCGUCUGGACCAAGUUAUGUUGGAUCCUUAUGGAAAUUAUGUCAUUCAAGCAGCUCUUAAACAAUCCAAGGGGAGUCUUCAUGGUCUUUUGGUUGAUGCCAUUAAACUUCACAUCUCAUCUCUUCGUACCAAUCCUUACGGUAAAAAGGUCCUUUCUGCACUUAGCUUAAGGAAGUAAAUCAGAAGGUAAAAAUAAUAAACCAGAAAAAAAAUUGAAAGUUUUGUCUCUUUUAAUGUCUCAUGAUUUUUGCAGUUUAUAUGUAACAUCUUUCUUGACUGGCAGAUUUGUACCCAAUGUUGCUGCUUCUUGUUGGUAAAUUUAUCUUGUAACUUAUAAUGUAAAGUUUCGUAUUAAAGAUUCGAAG
Molecule: messenger RNA, 1960 nt
Organism: Eruca vesicaria subsp. sativa (arugula)
Lineage: Eukaryota; Viridiplantae; Streptophyta; Magnoliopsida; Brassicales; Brassicaceae
Source: the annotation of a GenBank genome assembly